AGCAUCAUACCCAGUUCCCAUUUUCUUCCUUAUUGUCUCCUUUCUCUUUCCUUGACCUGUCACCAUCUCAUUUUACAUCUCUUCCUUCACAAUUCAUCAUCAAAAUAUUAUAAAAUUACACACUUUAUUUUAUUAAAAUAAACUAAAUUUUGCGAUUUGUUAGUAGAAAAACAGAGUGAUUGACAGUGAAAGUGUGAAACAAGUAUACUUUUUUGUCUGCUUCUCUGUAACCUUGUUUUACUCUCUACAUUCCAUUUCCUUCAAUUUUGUCUUUAACUUUCCACGCUCCUCUCUCUAGAUUCAUUCAUUUGUGGGGUUCAAUUCUCUUCAAAACUCUGUUUUUCACCUCUGCCAUUUUUCUCUCUUCUCCUCAGAUACCACUUUUUUCGGUGACCCUUUUGUUUUAAUUUGAUAAUUCUAUCAAAAAGUUUCAAAAUUGAAGAAAAAAAAUGAAGGAUUUCCCAUCUUGUUUUGGAGAGAAUGCAGUUCAGGUAUCAGAUUCAUCGUCUUCAAAUUCAAGCAAAACUGCACAGAAUAUGGUGAUUUGCGUCUACCAAUGUUCAAUUAGAGGUAGAUCUUGCUUAAUUACAAUCACAUGGAGUAAAAGUUUAAUGGGUCAAGGGUUUAGUGUUGGGAUUGAUGAUUCUUCAAAUCAGUGUUUGUGUAAAGUGGAUAUAAAGCCUUGGGUUUUUUCUAAGAGAAAGGGUUGUAAGAGUUUAGAAGCUUAUUGUUGUAAGAUUGAUGUGUAUUGGGAUCUUUCUUCGGCUAGAUUUGGUGUUGGGCCUGAACCGUUGGAGGGUUUUUUUGUAGGUGUAGUUGUUGAUAAACAAAUGGUUCUUCUUCUUGGUGAUUUGAGGAAAGAAGCUUUUAAGAAAUCAAAUGCGGUUCCUUUACCUUUGAAAGCGGUUUUUGUUGCUAAGAAAGAGCAUGUUUUUGGUAAGAAGUUUUUUGGUAACAAGGUUGUGUUUUGUGAUAAUGGUAAAAUUCAUGAUCUUGUUAUUGAGUGUGAUACUUCCACUGCAAAGGAUCCUUGUCUUAUAAUUCGGCUAGAUAGUAAGACUGUGAUGCAGGUGAAGAGGUUGAAGUGGAAGUUUAGAGGAAACUAUACUAUACUUGUGGAUGGAUUUGAAGUUGAGAUUUAUUGGGAUGUUUAUAAUUGGCUUUUUGGUACAUCUUUUGGAAAUGCUGUUUUCAUGUUCAGAACAUGUUUGUCUCAUGAUAAGAUUUGGAAUGCUCAACCUGUUUCUGAUGCGAAUGUUUUGCAGUGGUCUUUCUCUCAGAGGUUUUCUGAGUCCAAAUUGCAACAAGGUCUUGGUUUCUCGCAUGUUUUGUAUGCUUGGAAGAACGAAUAGAGUUGCGUUGUUUUUCCGGCGUCAUCGGUUGAGUACUAACAGAACUUUUAAUGAGUUGUGAUUGAUUUAUCGAAGAUGAGAACUUUUGUUUGUAUUGUUUCACCACUUAUACCUUUUAUUUCUCUGUGCAUUUGAACAAAUCUUAAGAAUUUUUCAUCCCUAAUGGUUGUAUAUUUAUCUUCAAGUGUUAAUUUUAUGAUUCAUAUUACAAAAACUUAAUUGUCAA
Lathyrus oleraceus (garden pea) is the source of this 1578-nucleotide messenger RNA. RefSeq lists its product as uncharacterized. The record is from RefSeq and is a predicted model, not a curated record. Lineage: Eukaryota; Viridiplantae; Streptophyta; Magnoliopsida; Fabales; Fabaceae. The transcript has a single exon. Bases 450 to 1352 code for a protein of 300 amino acids.